Messenger RNA from Melitaea cinxia (Glanville fritillary), 4443 nucleotides. RefSeq names its product serine/threonine-protein phosphatase 6 regulatory ankyrin repeat subunit B-like. NCBI's taxonomy places the organism in Eukaryota, Metazoa, Arthropoda, Insecta, Lepidoptera, Nymphalidae. The transcript is spliced from 34 exons. Gene Ontology annotation, molecular function: protein binding. The record is from RefSeq and is a predicted model, not a curated record. The coding region runs from base 1 to 4443 and encodes 1480 amino acids.
AUGGGUAUCAAACUCGCAACAGACAAGGCAUCAGCAAGCUUAUGUGACUACUGCCUCAACUUGUCACAAAAUUGUAUAGACCCAAACACAGCGUUCCUCCGAGCGGCACGCGGCGGUCAACUCGACACAGUGGUCGAUUUACUCGACUCCGGCGCAGUCAAGGAUAUCAACACGUGUAAUUCUAAUGGGCUAAAUGCGCUACACUUGGCUGCCAAAGAUGGACAUAUUGCAGUAGUCGAAGAGUUAAUAAAACGCGGCGCGAUAGUAGACGCUGCUACUAAAAAAGGCAAUACAGCCCUUCACAUAGCAUGUCUUGCUGGACAAGAGGACGUAGCGCGAGCGCUGCUCGGCGCAGGCGCAAAGGCAGAUGCACAAUCCGCCGCAGGGUUUACACCACUAUACAUGGCAGCUCAGGAAAAUCACGCAGGCUGCGUUAAAAUGUUGCUCGCAGCUGGUGCUAGUCAGACUCUAGCAACAGAGGAUGGUUUCACACCGCUAGCAGUUGCGAUGCAACAGGGUCAUGACCGAGUGGUAGCGGAGUUACUCGAAUCUGACACAAGAGGUAAGGUGCGGUUGCCGGCACUGCACAUCGCUGCUAAGAAGAAUGACGUUAAAGCUGCGACACUUUUACUCGAAAACGAACACAAUCCGGACGCAUGUUCCAAAUCAGGCUUCACUCCCCUCCACAUUGCAGCGCACUAUGGUAAUGUGGGAGUGGCCAAGGCUUUGUUAUCCGCUGGAGCAGACCCCGGAAGGGCUGCUAAACACAACAUAACACCUCUACAUGUGGCUAGCAAGUGGGGACAGUUGGCUAUGGUUGAUUUACUAGUUGAAAACGGUGCAAAUAUAGCAGCAAUGACAAGAGAUGGUCUAACGCCAUUACAUUGCGCUGCACGGUCGGGUCACAGUAAUGUUGUGUCACGCCUUUUACAACACGGAGCACCUAUCACCAGCAAGACUAAGAAUGGUCUCACCCCUCUCCACAUGUCCGUGCAAGGCGAACAUGUGGAGACGGCCAAGGUGCUUCUAACAGAGGGCGCUCCCAUCGAUGACGUCACAGUUGACUACCUCACUGCGCUUCAUGUCGCCGCACAUUGUGGACAUGUUAAGGUAGCAAAACUUUUGCUGGACAGAAAUGCUGAUGCAAACGCUCGUGCUCUAAAUGGUUUUACGCCACUACAUAUCGCUUGUAAGAAGAACAGGCUCAAAGUUGUUGAACUACUACUCAAAUAUGGUGCAAGCAAAUCGGCAACCACAGAAUCAGGAUUGACACCGCUCCACGUAGCGUCGUUCAUGGGUUGCAUGAACAUCGCGCUGGUGCUGGUGGGCGCCGGCGCGGAUGCAGACGCCGCCACCGCGCGUGGGGAGACGCCGCUGCAUCUGGCGGCGCGCGCGCACCAGACCGACCUCGUGCGCGUGCUGCUCAGGAACAACGCCAAGGUGGAGGCGCGCGCGCGCGAGGAGCAGACGCCGCUGCACGUGGCGGCGCGCCUGGGCCACGGCGACAUCGCGGCGCUGCUGCUGCAGCACGGCGCCGACGUGGCCGCCGCCACCAAGGACCGCUACACGCCGCUGCACAUCGCCGCCAAGGAGGGUAAAGAAGAAGUUGCGUCAAUCCUGCUAGACCACAAUGCUCCAAUAGAAGCAGAAACAAGAAAAGGCUUCACUCCACUCCAUUUAGCUGCUAAAUAUGGAGAUAUAGGAGUGGCUAGACUGCUUCUAGCGCGAGGGGCGCAACCGGACGCGCCAGGAAAGAGUCAUAUCACUCCCUUACAUAUGGCCACAUAUUACGGACAUCCUGAUAUCGCGCUGCUUUUACUGGACAAAGGUGCGUCCCCGCACUCGCUGGCUAAGAACGGACACUCGGCUCUCCAUAUCGCGUGUCGUCACAACCAUCCUGACAUCGCCUUCGCUUUGCUGGAACAUGAUGCGGACCCAGGAGUGAAGUCUAAGGCGGGUUUCACACCACUGCACAUGGCAGCUCAAGAAGGUCACGAGGACUGCGUUGAGAUGCUCAUCGAACGAGGAGCUGACGUCAACGUACCUGCUAACAAUGGGCUGACCCCCGUGCACCUGGCGGCGGCGGAGGGCCGCACGGGCGUGCUGCGCGCGCUGCUGGGCGCGGGCGGGCGCUGCGCCGCGCGCACGCGCGACGGGUACACGCCGCUGCACGCCGCCGCGCACCACGGGCACCACGCCGCCGCGCGCGCGCUGCUCGACGCCGGCGCCGACGUCACCGCCAAGCCGUGUGGUCGCUACACGCGCGACGGGUACACGCCGCUGCACGCCGCCGCGCACCACGGGCACCACGCCGCCGCGCGCGCGCUGCUCGACGCCGGCGCCGACGUCACCGCCAAGCCGUGUGGUCGCUACACGCGCGACGGGUACACGCCGCUGCACGCCGCCGCGCACCACGGGCACCACGCCGCCGCGCGCGCGCUGCUCGACGCCGGCGCCGACGUCACCGCCAAGCCGUGUGGUCGCUACACGCGCGACGGGUACACGCCGCUGCACGCCGCCGCGCACCACGGGCACCACGCCGCCGCGCGCGCGCUGCUCGACGCCGGCGCCGACGUCACCGCCAAGCCGUGUGGUCGCUACACGCGCGACGGGUACACGCCGCUGCACGCCGCCGCGCACCACGGGCACCACGCCGCCGCGCGCGCGCUGCUCGACGCCGGCGCCGACGUCACCGCCAAGCCGUGUGGUCGCUACACGCGCGACGGGUACACGCCGCUGCACGCCGCCGCGCACCACGGGCACCACGCCGCCGCGCGCGCGCUGCUCGACGCCGGCGCCGACGUCACCGCCAAGCCGUGUGGUCGCUACACGCGCGACGGGUACACGCCGCUGCACGCCGCCGCGCACCACGGGCACCACGCCGCCGCGCGCGCGCUGCUCGACGCCGGCGCCGACGUCACCGCCAAGCCGUGUGGUCGCUACACGCGCGACGGGUACACGCCGCUGCACGCCGCCGCGCACCACGGGCACCACGCCGCCGCGCGCGCGCUGCUCGACGCCGGCGCCGACGUCACCGCCAAGCCGUGUGGUCGCUACACGCGCGACGGGUACACGCCGCUGCACGCCGCCGCGCACCACGGGCACCACGCCGCCGCGCGCGCGCUGCUCGACGCCGGCGCCGACGUCACCGCCAAGCCGUGUGGUCGCUACACGCGCGACGGGUACACGCCGCUGCACGCCGCCGCGCACCACGGGCACCACGCCGCCGCGCGCGCGCUGCUCGACGCCGGCGCCGACGUCACCGCCAAGCCGUGUGGUCGCCACACGCGCGACGGGUACACGCCGCUGCACGCCGCCGCGCACCACGGGCACCACGCCGCCGCGCGCGCGCUGCUCGACGCCGGCGCCGACGUCACCGCCAAGCCGUGUGGUCGCUACACGCGCGACGGGUACACGCCGCUGCACGCCGCCGCGCACCACGGGCACCACGCCGCCGCGCGCGCGCUGCUCGACGCCGGCGCCGACGUCACCGCCAAGCCGUGUGGUCGCUACACGCGCGACGGGUACACGCCGCUGCACGCCGCCGCGCACCACGGGCACCACGCCGCCGCGCGCGCGCUGCUCGACGCCGGCGCCGACGUCACCGCCAAGCCGUGUGGUCGCUACACGCGCGACGGGUACACGCCGCUGCACGCCGCCGCGCACCACGGGCACCACGCCGCCGCGCGCGCGCUGCUCGACGCCGGCGCCGACGUCACCGCCAAGCCGUGUGGUCGCUACACGCGCGACGGGUACACGCCGCUGCACGCCGCCGCGCACCACGGGCACCACGCCGCCGCGCGCGCGCUGCUCGACGCCGGCGCCGACGUCACCGCCAAGCCGUGUGGUCGCUACACGCGCGACGGGUACACGCCGCUGCACGCCGCCGCGCACCACGGGCACCACGCCGCCGCGCGCGCGCUGCUCGACGCCGGCGCCGACGUCACCGCCAAGCCGUGUGGUCGCUACACGCGCGACGGGUACACGCCGCUGCACGCCGCCGCGCACCACGGGCACCACGCCGCCGCGCGCGCGCUGCUCGACGCCGGCGCCGACGUCACCGCCAAGCCGUGUGGUCGCUACACGCGCGACGGGUACACGCCGCUGCACGCCGCCGCGCACCACGGGCACCACGCCGCCGCGCGCGCGCUGCUCGACGCCGGCGCCGACGUCACCGCCAAGCCGUGUGGUCGCUACACGCGCGACGGGUACACGCCGCUGCACGCCGCCGCGCACCACGGGCACCACGCCGCCGCGCGCGCGCUGCUCGACGCCGGCGCCGACGUCACCGCCAAGCCGUGUGGUCGCUACACGCGCGACGGGUACACGCCGCUGCACGCCGCCGCGCACCACGGGCACCACGCCGCCGCGCGCGCGCUGCUCGACGCCGGCGCCGACGUCACCGCCAAGGCGGCGCACGGGUGUGUAGUGCGCAGUGUGUAG